AUGGCAGCUAACUCCACCCUUUUCUCUCCUUACAAGAUGGCCAGAUUCAACCUCUCUCACAGGGUCGUAUUGGCUCCCAUGACACGAUGCAGAGCGCUGAAUGGGAUUCCAAACGCAGCACUUGCUGAGUACUACGCUCAAAGAUCAACCCCAGGUGGAUUUCUCAUCAGCGAAGGGACAUUGAUCUCCCCCACUGCUCCUGGGUAUGCUCACCUGCCUGGAAUAUACACUGAUGAACAAGUGGAAGCAUGGAGAAAUGUUGUGGACGCUGUGCAUGCUAAAGGCAGCAUCAUCUUCUGUCAACUUUGGCAUGUUGGUCGUGCAUCACAUCCAGUUUAUCAGCCUGGUGGGGUUGCACCCAUUUCCUCCACCAGCAAUCCCAUAUCAGAAAAGUGGAAGAUUUUCAUGCCAGAUGGGUCCCCUAGCGUGUUCCCAGAACCUCGUGCACUUACUACCGCUGAAAUAUCAGAAGUAGUGCAGGAUUAUCGCCAAUCAGCAAUUAAUGCAAUUCGAGCAGGCUUUGAUGGAGUCGAGAUUCAUGGGGCACAUGGGUAUCUCAUUGAUCAAUUUUUGAAGGAUGCAAUCAAUGAUCGUACAGAUGAGUAUGGUGGAUCACUAGAAAACCGGUGCAGGUUCCUAAUGCAGGUGGUUGAAGCUGUUGCUUCUGCCAUUGGGGUAGAAAGAGUUGGUCUCAGAAUUUCACCAGCAACUGAUAACAUGGAUGCCGUUGAUUCUGACCCACUUGGACUAGGCUUGGCAGUGAUUGAGAGACUCAACAAAUUCCAGAAAGAAAAGGGCACAAAACUCACUUACCUCCAUGUUACUCAGCCUCGAUUCACCUUUGAGGAACCCUUAUCAAGGAACGAAGAGGAUAGAGUUUAUAUGGAGAAGUGGAGAAAGGGUUAUGAGGGAACAUUUAUGUGCAGUGGUGGCUUUACUAGGGAGUCAGGAAUGGAAGCUGUGGCUCAAAGCCAUGCUGACUUGGUUUCCUUUGGUCGUCUUUUCAUCUCCAAUCCAGACUUGGUUUCGAGGUUCAAGCUGAAUGCACCUCUAACCAAGUACGACAGGAACACCUUUUACACCCAUGAUCUUGUCAUUGGCUACACAGAUUAUCCUUUCCUUCCUGCACAAUGA
Sphenostylis stenocarpa is the source of this 1134-nucleotide messenger RNA. NCBI's taxonomy places the organism in Eukaryota, Viridiplantae, Streptophyta, Magnoliopsida, Fabales, Fabaceae. The record is from the annotation of a GenBank genome assembly.